AAGCUCUCCUCCAGCUGUGAUCAGUGCAGUCGUGACGGUGUAAACUUUAACAAAGAUUGGUAAUUGGUUUAUAGGAUUUCCCUCAACUUACGUCCAAUGUCGAUUCUCAACUUCAACGAGGACGAAGUAUUUCAAAGCCUGCAGUGGACAAAUAUGUGGGGAGUUCCAGGGAUAAGUGAAUUCCUAAUUCUAAAUUCAAAAACCCAGGCCCAGCACAACCUCAUAGUAGUUGAUAAACGCCUCUCCGGUAACCCUAUUGUUACAAACCGUCUCAAAAAAUUCGAACUGUUCGCCAUGCUGGACCAUCCUUGCCUUUAUAAAAUUCAAAUUAUCCACCGCACCUUUUCCCGUGACGAAAUUCUGAGCCUGGAUACUCUAAAGAUUUCCCCGGUAGACAGGCCCGAGACAGGUUUGCAUCAAAUGGGCCGGAGAGCUUAAAAACAAUUUUUACUAUCAGAUUUCACCGGGGAACAGAAAAAAUGGGUUAAGGUGGGAAAAAUAUAGUUUGAAGGCGCUUUGACAAAUUUGACAAAUGGCAAAAAUUAAUAUAUAUUCAUACUAUGCUAUUUAUGGUGCCCGUAACACCUAUGCAAUGAACGUACUUCUGUCAGUUUGUUUUCUAUCUCUGCGCCAUACCUCUCAACUGAAAUUGAAAAUGUACGAGGGCUGCGAAUCCGAUCCAAUUGAAUGUGCUUGAUAAUAUGUACGUGCAGUUACCCGAUCCCAUCCGAUCCGGCAAUGUUACAUUUAUCCGGAUGCACAGCCUACACGCAGGUGCACUUGUAUGGAAAACCACCCUUAGCUUUCGUUUUCUAUCUAGUGCUUCAUAUACAGGCCGAGUGUCAGGAGGGUAGAGAUUCCUUUAAAUGUUGGUGUUAAAGCUGUGCAAAUCUAUCAGUUGAUUACAAAUCGGAAAUUGUAAAAUAUAAUGUACGAAACUGUUGUUAUGUAUGCCGGUGAUCGGAGUAACGUUGGGUUCCCGAACAUAUAGUAUAAGUAGUGUUUAUUGAUACAUAUAUGGCAUGCAGCCCUGAUCCACAUUUGGAUCGCGAACAUACCGUAAAUACUCUAUUUAUAGCCGGGACUAAAAUCUAAAACUGAGCCUCACAGACCCGGCUAAAAUUAGAGACCGGUUAUAAUUAGAGACCCGGCUAAAAUAUGUUUCCGCUAUAAUUUGAUACAUUACAAGAUCAGGCAUAACUCAAGUUAACACAAUUUAAGGUUUGUGUUGUUUAAUAAGAUAUGCCAUUAGGACAGCGUUCACCGAAAAUUAAAAUUAAAUCAUCCCCUCUCAACAAGAUUUAGUAGUUUUUUUUAAAUUUUCGGUCACCGUGGUACACAUUCUUAUUAACUCACUCUUUGAUUAACCAAAUAUGCGACAUUUUCGAAGAUGCUGCUAAUACAAACAGCGGACAAGACAUGCCAUAAUUAGAGACCCGGCUACAAUUAGGAACCCGGCUAUAAUUAGAGACCCGGCUAAAAUUUUAGAAUCCUGGGCUCCAGACGCAGCAAUAAAUAGAGACCGGCUAUAAAUAGAAUAGGGCUAUAAAUAGAGUAUUUACAGUAGUUAGAUUUCUGAAAUCUGAAAUUCAUUUUCGAGAAAGUUAACUUUCUUCAUAACGAAAUAAAUACGGGGCCAUAAUUCUUCCCACUUGGAUAUUUGUAAAAACUUUUUUCCUCUACAUAUUUCCCGCCUAUUUUAUAUUAUCGAGAAAAUAAUUGUUUUAAACCUUGACUAUAGGUGACCGUAUUUCCCCAACUUAUGGACGAAUCAACAGUGGAUACAAUUUGCUUAAAAUUGGAACAUCCCCACCGUCUUACUGCUAUAGCGUGGGUAUUUUCUAACCACUAUCGAAGAGAUUCCCCAACAUUUCACCAGCAACAGGUCGUCAUCUUGCAAAAUUUUAUUGAAGUCAUGAAAUAUUUACACUCGAAAAAUAUAUGCGUCGGGAAUUUACUGGGCAGUACGUUCUUCUGCGGGGAAAGUGACACAACAUUAAAUUCCCCGCUGAUUAAGGUUAACUUACCAAAUGGAUUGGCUCCCGUAGGCGAGGCUACAUUCAGUAUAUAGAGAUAUAGAGGGCUUGGCAUCUGUAUUUAUGGAAGUGUUAAUCUGGGGGAACCCAUUAGUUAGAAAUAUCGAAGAAUUAUCAAUACUGGAGAAUAUCGUAUCUGUCGACCAAAUCCAAGUGGAUGUGAUAAAUCGGGAUAACAAAUGAUGAGUUUCCUAAGAGACCCGGCAGCAACGGGAUGGCUGGAUAAGAUACAAUUUACUGGCUAUCUUGGGUCAGGGGCGUUUGGUUUGGUUUUGUCGGCAGUACAUGGACAGGAUGACAAGUCCGCAGAAGCUCCGACUAGCCCAGACGAAGUUUAUUACACCGCUGUCAAAAUCGUUGCGGGACGAGAACCAAAUUCAAUGGAUUACGAUGACGACACUAAUGGCAAUACAGAAACGCCGUAUGCAACAAACACAAAUUAUACGACUUCCGAACCAACCCAACUGUCCAAAGUGAGGUGGGAAUUUCAAAACAUGAAAGCUACUCAACAUCCAAACCUGACCAAACUGUAUCAACUCAAAGAAAUCAAUUUUACGCUCAAACAAAUCCAAUCCUUACCCAGGGUUCUCGACGCUGAUUAUACCAAGUUUAAGUGGAUGCUGGAGAAAAUGGCGAAACUGAAUGAAACCGUUUACUGCAUUGAGAUGGAAUUAUGCGGCCCCAACCUACGAACUUGGUUAGACAAGGUAUCCCCUAUAAGUUCUGAAGAAUUCGACAAUAUUAGAUUGGCCAUUAUUCGUGACAUAAUCGAAGGUAUGAGAUACCUCCACGGCAAGAAUAUUCUUCAUCGAGACUUCAAACCUGCCAAUAUAUUUUUUGCUUCACACGAGAAUAUGUUUCCCGUAAAAAUCGGCGAUUUUGGGUUAUCUCAGACAUCUUCCUCUGCCAUAUUUGUGACCGAUAUUGAAAACAACGACGAUCGGCUGAUCGCUAACUCCAGCUACCACACCGCCAACGUUGGCACCUACUUGUAUCAAGCGCCAGAAAUGAAAAAUCAAACCAUGCCUCGAACCAGGUAUGGGAAACAAGCCGAUAUUUUCAGCCUCGGACUAGUUUUACUGGAAAUUGUGCAACUCUAUAAGACAAGGCAGGACCGGGUGGAAGCAUUUACUUCAAUCGUGGGCAGAAAGGACUUCACAGUAAUUUCCGAUGCUGAUAACUUGGUCAUAACUACCAACGUAAAACAAUUAAUUAUCCACAUGACUGCGAAAGAUCCUAACUCUAGACUUGCCUCAAUGUUUAACGUCUCGUUGUCGGACCGGAAGUACGUACUAGAACGUCACAGCAACUGCAAAAUCAUUUGACCCUCCCUGGAACAAUAAUACUAUCCGAGGGAAUUUACAACGGACCUUUUCUGGUUGAUAUAGACUGCAUCCAUAUUAAGGGCACAUCCUCAACAAGUACUAUUCUACAAAUUUACGAUCUUUCCAUCGGUGACCCUGUCAUAACCAUGACCGGGAACAACUGUUCCAUUUCCAACGUUACCAUUCUUGUUGGUCCUAACAACCAAGGCCUUUUAGUGGCCGGAGCUAACAACGAGGUGCAUAAUAUCACAGUUUCCAGCAUCAGGUCAUGUCUUGGUUUACCAAGACUUUUACCGUCUAGAAGGUAAUGGUGUGUUUCUUCAAGGUGCCCGCACAAACCUGUCCGAUUGUACUCUUUCAAAUGUCAAAUGCGGUAUUCAAAUCCGCCACAAGGGUUACAGUAACUUAAAUCGCGUCAAUCUUACCAUGUGCGCCACCGGAAUAGAAGUCGCGCAUGGCGGGAAUACCAUUUCAAACAUUUACAUCAAAGAUUGCAGCAAAGGAAUCGAAUUGGAUCGUAGCGACAUUAAUGUUCUUGAGGACAUUAUCUGCGUUUUAGGCGAUCAAAUUCCUAAAACUAUUGGAUCCCACGGGAUCUACGUAAGACACGGAGAGCGAAACGUAUUGAGAAGAAUUUUCUGCAAGAAUUAUAGAAGUGGGGACGACUAUGGGAUUUACACGCAACACACGCAACGCUUGGAAAUAUCGAACAGUAGAUUGACUAGCCGUAUUUAUUUGGGUGGCAAUCAUAAUCAGAUGCAAGACGUGGAUGUUGCCGAUCAAUCAAUCGAGGUUGAUGGCGAACAAAUACGGUUAAUCAAAUGUGCAGCAAAAUUAUUUAAAAGUUUUGUAGACGAGAAACAAUUUGUAUGUGAACAGUGUGACUUUGGUGACAUUCAAAUGCAAAAAAGAUGAAAAUUCGAGAUGGCGAUGUAGGGCCAGGGAAUUAAAAAUAGAUCAGCAUUACAUUUCCAAAUGAGUAAUAAAUUAUAUUAAUAAUAUAAACGAAUUCACGUAAAUAGUUUCAUCUCAUAAUAAGCAAUCCUAUCAAACUUUCAUAAUAAGUAUAUAUAUCUUACUGUAUAUAUAGAGGGUUUACUUAUUCAUAUAAUGGUAGGCCUUAAUAUCCACAGGCAGCACAACUUAUAUAUACUUAUAUAUUAAAAAUAAUAUAUUCUGUUAUUGUAGAAAAUCUAAAUUAUACCUAAAUUGAAUUUACUGAAUUUAUUUAAACUGAGACAAAGUUAGUGUUUAAAAUAUGUGUCAAACUUACCAAACAAAAAUGCACACAAUAAAAUUGGCAAAAUAUCAAAAUUUACCUA
Molecule: messenger RNA, 4683 nt
Organism: Folsomia candida
Lineage: Eukaryota; Metazoa; Arthropoda; Collembola; Entomobryomorpha; Isotomidae
Product: eukaryotic translation initiation factor 2-alpha kinase 3-like
Exons: 3
Coding region: 2216-3361 (381 amino acids)
Biological process (GO): protein phosphorylation
Molecular function (GO): protein kinase activity; ATP binding
Source: RefSeq, a predicted model, not a curated record